Molecule: messenger RNA, 513 nt
Organism: Meleagris gallopavo (turkey)
Lineage: Eukaryota; Metazoa; Chordata; Aves; Galliformes; Phasianidae
Source: RefSeq, a predicted model, not a curated record
GGCGCUAGCCUGAAAUUCUUCUGUGACCAGAAGGAAUACAUUGGAAGAAGUGUCUACUACUGGAAGAAAAUCCUGAUUAGUUUGGAAACCAUCAAAAAGAACAGAAAUAUUCCUGAACCAACUGAUCCUCUCUUCAAACAUUUCCACAGUGUGGACAUUCAGGUCUUUCAGGUUGCAGGCUAUGAAGAAGAGGCACGUAUAGCAUUUGCGGUGCUGGAUGCAGUUGAAGGCAAAACUGACGAUGCCUUCCAAGCAUUCGAAGCUAUCAAGAAUGUGGUUUCAUACUGGAAUCUUGCCGAGCUUUGCCAAAGGAAGGCAGAGGAGAUGGUGAGUGGUGAUGUUUUGGCAGAAGAACAAGGAGAACACAAAGCCUACCUUCUUAAAAGAAAGCAGUACCUAACGAAGAUCAUUGAUGAGUUCUCCUCAGAUCUGUCAGUAGCUGACAAAGUAAGUAAUUCUUGCUCAACAUCUUGUUGGCGAGAUGCAGUGGUGUGGCUUACAGUUUCCAAGUGA